Molecule: messenger RNA, 1209 nt
Organism: Eimeria acervulina
Lineage: Eukaryota; Apicomplexa; Conoidasida; Eucoccidiorida; Eimeriidae
Exons: 5
Coding region: 1-1209 (402 amino acids)
Biological process (GO): protein folding
Cellular component (GO): nucleus; cytosol
Source: RefSeq, a predicted model, not a curated record
AUGCGAAAAAUCACCUUCAUUAGAAGCUGUCCUCUUGAAUUGCAUGCGACGUACAAAGACCUGGAGGGGAAAACGAGGGCUGCAGAUCUGGGGGGUUGUCGCGUGGAGUUACCUGAGGGGAGUGGCGAGAAAGAAGUGCAUGUCUUUUGCUCUGUUAAUUACAACGGGUUGCUUCGCUUCCCUAGGGCAUGCAUGAAGCGUGUAGAAGCAGAAGAGAAGAAUUCCCCGCAAUCAGCAGCAGCAGCAGCAGCAGCAACAGCGACAAACACGCCGUCGCCGGAGGUUCCAGCGGCUUCAGACGGUGAACAGCAGCAGCAGCAGCAGCAGCAAGAGGGUCAGGGUCAACAACAGGAUGCAGCAGCAGGAGAUGCUACUGGUGCUGCUGCUUCUCCUCCUCUUGUUGCACCAGCGAAGGUGAAGGUGACGGAGCUGUCUGUACAGCCGGUGGCGUUUGCAGGUCGUUUAUCUGCGGAGACGCUUCGGGUGUAUAGGGAACUUGAAUUGCAAAUGGACAACGAAGAUCGGCUGUAUCGUGAGAAGCAAGAGAGGCUAAAUGAAUUGGAGACAACAAUAUAUUCCUUGCGCGAGGGUUUAGGGGCCUCUUUAGGAUCGUUUGCAACCGAAGGAGAGAAAGAAGCCUUGUUGCGUCUGCUCGAAGAACUUGAAAACUGGGUGUACGAUCACCAGGAUGAUCCACAGCUUCCUAAAAGUGCAGUCGUAGCAAAGCUAGAUGCUCUCAAGGGGGCGGCUGCGCCGGUGCAACAUAGGCAGCAGCAGCAGCAACUGAGGACAGCUGCAGCAGAAAAGCUCGCCGCAACCAUUCGGGAAAGCCGCCAGAUUGCCACCGGAGGGGCUCCAGAGUAUGCUCAUAUUGAACAGCAGACGAUGCAGCAGCUGCUGCAGGCAGCAGAGGCAGAUGAAGGCUGGUUGAACAAAGUCAUGCAAGAUGCAGCAGCAAUGCCUCUAACAGCAAACCCCCCGGUGUUGGCUGAGACAAUCGAUCAGCGGCGAAGUGACUUGGAAAUCCUCGCGAGAAAAAUUUGCUCAACUCCUAAGCCCAAACCACCACCACCAGCUGCGCCUAGCGAAGCAGAAGGAAUGGAGGUUGAGGGAUCUCCAAAGAACAGCUGCAAGGAGGCGGCGUCUGCUGAGGAGGCCGGUGGAGAUGAAGAGGCAAAGGAGGAGAUGCAAGAGGAGACAAAGGCCUAA